AUGUCCGACAACGAUUCCGACGAUCAGCAGGUGGCCACUUGUGAUGAUGAUAACCAGGUGUCUUCCGGUUCAUCGAAUGUCAGUAUUCCAUCGGAUGCAGAUGAAUACGAUUAUUCCAAAAUAGAAGACGAAACUGAAAAAAUAACGGAUAACUCAUACGAUUAUGAGAGCCACAAGGAAGAAAAAAUCCAUUAUGUGAGAAAACAUUGA
Messenger RNA from Caenorhabditis briggsae, 210 nucleotides. The record is from RefSeq and is a predicted model, not a curated record. Lineage: Eukaryota; Metazoa; Nematoda; Chromadorea; Rhabditida; Rhabditidae. The coding region runs from base 1 to 210 and encodes 69 amino acids. The transcript is spliced from 2 exons.